AUGGAGCAAGCUUAUGACAAUAUGAGUUGGGAUGCUUUAGAACAAGUGUUGCAGAUGUUUGGCAUACCGGUGAAGAUGAUUGGGCUGAUUAUGAAAUGUGUUAAAGGUGCAAGAUUUUCUUUCAACAUCAAUGGUAAAGCUUCCAAGUGGAUCACUACUGCAAAUGGAUUUCCUCAAGUUAAAGAGCUGCAAUACCUUGGUGUUCAGCUACUGCUUAGAAGGCCGGUUAGAGCAGAUUUUCAGUUUCACAUUGAUAGUGUUCUGCAGAAAUUAAACUCUUGGGGAGAAAAAGGUGGGAGGAAUUUGCAUUUGGCUGUUGAUAGAGCUGGGCCUCUUAAAGCUAGAUUAACGUGGAGGAUGAUUCAAAAGCUUGAGUCUUUAUUUUCACGAGUGAUUACAGCCAAGUAUGGAGAUGAUGUCUGGAAUAUUAAAUACAAGAGUAACACCUCUGUUGCUUGGAAAGUGUUAAAUGAAGGAGCUAGAUAUUUGAAACCUCUCUUGAGGUGGAGAGUAGCUAAUGGUAGAAGCAUUGAUGUUGUUAAUGAUGUUUGGUUAUUAGAUAUGAGUUUCAGUAAAUGGCCUAUCAUGGCUGAUUGCUUGGGGUUGGAGGGUUUAAAGCUAAACCAUUUUAUCAAUUCGAAUGGAUCUUGGAAAAAAGAGGAAUUUCUCUGUUAUUUUAACGAGGAUCUGAUUCCUGUCAUUAUACAAAUCAAGAUUGAGUAUGAAAUGCUGGAGGACUUUAUGGAGGAAAUUCAUUCCUUAUAUGGCAAAACCAUUAUAGCAAGGGCAUAUGAAACUCACUACAGAAGUAAGCAAGAUUUUGAAGCAGUUUCUGGAUUUAAUAGCUGGUUAAAAAAAUUAAAAAUGAUGGCUCGUGUGGAAGUAUUUUGGUGGAGAUUAAGUAGAGGUGUUAUCCCAACUAAUGAGUUCUUGAAAUUCAGAAAAAUCUAUAAUGAUGAUCAGUGCGUUAGAGGAUGUGGAGAAGUUGAAAAUAUGUCACAUAUAACUAGUAUGUGUAAUCAUUUGCGGGAAGUACUGAAGAAGAUCCAUGAAUGGGGUAUUUUUGUUCCAGUUUUUAAUUCAAUGGAGGAUUGUCUUAGUGAAUUGAAAUGCCCAUCUAUGACUGCACCAAAUGUUGUUAUUCUUUAUUUUAAUGAUGUGUACUGGAAUUGGAAAAAUAGAAAUGAGGUGGCUCAUGGCAAGGAAGCUAAUACGAUUUCAGCAACUGCAGCAAAUGUGUUAUCUACGGCUUACCUAUCCUCUAAUCCUCUCAUUGCUAGCUAG
This is a messenger RNA of Dendrobium catenatum, 1284 nucleotides long. RefSeq lists its product as uncharacterized. Lineage: Eukaryota; Viridiplantae; Streptophyta; Magnoliopsida; Asparagales; Orchidaceae. The transcript is spliced from 3 exons. The record is from RefSeq and is a predicted model, not a curated record. The coding region runs from base 1 to 1284 and encodes 427 amino acids.